This is a messenger RNA of Amborella trichopoda, 1378 nucleotides long. The record is from RefSeq and is a predicted model, not a curated record. Lineage: Eukaryota; Viridiplantae; Streptophyta; Magnoliopsida; Amborellales; Amborellaceae.
AUGAGUCGUGUGCCAGGGGCCAAAGAUCUUGUCAUUAGAGUUUUCUUAUCUGUUGAUCAGAAACUGCAAGUGAACCAACAUUUUCUGGAGAUUGUUAAAGAUGAAAGUUACUCUUCAGAGUUUCCAUACAAAUCAAAGGCCAUAUUGCUGUUUCAAAAAAUUGAAGGCGUAGACGUUUGUCUUUUUUGCAUGUACGUCCAAGAAUAUGGUUCGGAAUGUCCAUAUCCAAACAAUCGUCGUGUCUGUCUUUCAUAUGUUGAUUCUGUCAAGUACUUCCAGCCUGCGAUUAAGUCUAUUACUGGGGAGGCUCUCCGUACUUUUGUAUAUAGUGAAAUUUUGGUUGGAUAUCUUGAGUAUUGCAAAAGAAGAGGGUUUAUGAGCUGUCAUAUAUGGGUCUGUCCUCCUACGAAAGAAGAUGAUUAUAUUUUGUAUUGCCACCCAGAGAUACAAAAGACCCCAAAGUUGGAUAGACUACGUCAAUGGUAUCUUGAUACGAUACAAAAGGCUACAGAUGAAGAUAUUGUAGUGGAGCAUACUAAUAUGUAUGAACAAUUCUUUGUGCGUACUGGUGAAAAGAAGGCAAAGGUGACCUUGACUUCUGUGCCAUAUUUUGAUGGGAAUUACUUUUCUAGAAGGGCAGAGUAUAUUAUUGCUAAUAUUGAUAAAGAAGAUGGUGAAAAACGACGAAAGAGUGGAAAAACACCAGCUUCAAAAGUGGCUCCGAAAUAUUCUACCCAAGCUAUUGUUGCAAAUGAUACUGCAAAGUAUUUCGUUUGCCAGCUUGGAGAUUCCAUUAGUAAGAAGAGGGAGGAUUUUAUUGUGGUUCACAUGCAGCAUGCAUGCAAGUACUGUGGUGAAUUUGAAUUAUCUAGGAAGCUCCGGGUUUGCAUGUUGUGUGAAAAUUUCUAUCUUUGUGAGAAUUGUUAUGAGGCCAAACAAAAUGUUGAUUGCAAUAAUCGAAUUCCCUGUAAUAGAAGGGGAAAGCAUUCGUUUUCUCUUGUCGAGAUGAAUGAUCCUCCUUCAAGCACCAAGGACAAGGAUGGUGUUUUGUAAAGUGAAAUAUUUUAUACACCACAAGCCUUCUUAGGCUUCUGUGUAGAUAAUCAUUUACAGUUUGAUACCUUACGCCGUGCAAAGCAUUCCUCUUUUGUGAUCAUUGAUACUCUUCAUGACAAUUUCUGCAAGAGCUUACAUUGUCAGCCACUGAAGGGUCAAGUGGAAAAUAACGAGGUGAGCAGAAAAGGGGUUUGUUGAACAUUCCUGUUAAAAUAUGUUGCUAAGUUGAAUCACUAUAAAGUUGAGAAAGGACCCAUUCUGGGGUUUCUAUGUAUUGAUAAAUAUGUAGUUAGUUACAUUUUGUUUUACCAUGGGCAAAGUA